AUGUGUUUAAAAUAUUUUCUUGUCUUAUUUUUAACUGGAACUUGUAUCAGAUUAUCUUAUAGUGUAAGUUUUCAAAACGUUAUACAAUCUAAACACCGAAUAGCAUUUGGAGACCAGUUAUCAGUACAAAAGGAUGAUUUGAGAUCUAAUAAAAUAUUUGAGGACUUUUUAAGAAACCUCUUGACUUUAUUAUCUACUGGUUUCCCAAAGAAAAAGUUGUCAAAUUAUUGUAGGCUUCUGAAAAAUGAAGUUGAUGCGUUGGGCUUUAAAUUUACAAGGAAAUUAGCUAGACAUUUGAGAGAUUUAUCGAAAUUAGACCGAGAUGAAAUUCAAGAAGUGUUAGCGUCGUAUGUAGAAGAAAUGGACAAGCCAUUAGAUCAUAGAAGAAAAUUCUUGGACGCGAUGAAUAAGGUUUUUACAUUGCAACAUGAUGUGAUUUUUCGAGAUUACAUUUUCGAUGUAAGAGAUUACGGUAAUGAAGACAUCUUGUUCAUUCACGACGAAACUCAGAAAGUUUUGAAAACUAUCGUUAACAGUAUUAUGGAAAUAAGUAAGAAGGAUCGAAAUAAUUUAGAAUCAGAGAUGAAAAAAGCAAUUAAAGAAUAUAAUAAAUACUAA
Diatraea saccharalis (sugarcane borer) is the source of this 618-nucleotide messenger RNA. Lineage: Eukaryota; Metazoa; Arthropoda; Insecta; Lepidoptera; Crambidae. The record is from the annotation of a GenBank genome assembly.